AUGGGUGUGCGGACGGCGGCAGUCUGCGUCGCUUGUCCAGAGAUGCCGGCCACGGAUCGCUUCUCGCGGCUGCAGCUGGCGCUGCUUCUGCUCUUGGCCACUUCCUCGCGAGCUCAGCAGUUUGCCGGGCCGCUGCUGAUGGAGGCCCUGGACUCGAUCGUCCGCAACGACGACCUGCGCUGCGUCCCACGGCUGGUGUGUGAGUUCGCCGCUGGAUCGCGCUCGGCGCAACAGCUGCCUUUCGUCAACGCUGACUUCUUGCUAGCGAUCCUACGCGUGGACGGCGCGGAGGCGCUGGAGAGUUCCCCGCUGCUGGUGCUGGGCCGCGCCGCGAUCACCGGCGUGGCUGCUCGCGGGGACCCGCGGCCGUGCUUCGCCGCCUACCCCGCCUGCCCCAGGGACAGCGACCGCCUCGUCUACUACCUCAACAACCACAACGGCGGCUUCUUCCGCUUCUUCCGACAGCCGUACGGGUACGGCUCUGCAUACAGGCCUGGCGCGCGCUGGGAGUCGCAGAGGGAGCUGCAGGGGGCGGAUGGGGAUGCAGAGGGCACGCGCACGGGCACCGGGGACCUGCUGCUCUACGCCGCCGACCUUACGCGCUUCCAACGCCCUAACUCCGGGAAGUCACUGAGGUUUCCAUACAAUUCGGAGAGUCCAGAGCAUCAACAUAAGCUGCUGGGAGACACGCUAUAUGGAGAAGCUCACGUUUUCAACAACGGUGAUCGCGGCAGACGAGGAAGGAAAAUGAAGUUUCCGUCAAGAGACGAAGUUGACGACAAUUCUGGAUACAUAAACGACGUUCAAGAUAUAGAAGAAGGUGUGCGCUUUACCUCUUUCGGCGCCAGUAACUUGAAAGGGCAGGGAAUCAAAUUCCCGACAUUUUCAGCCGAGACGGAGGGCUACAUUCCAGCUGUCCAGUCUGUUACCGGACAACAGCCCAGGGACCACAGCCUAAGUAAGGGCUUUAAAUUCCCAGACAUAGAAGACGACCAGCACCAAGAAGAAUACAGUUAUGUUGCUAAAAGGAACAGUUAAUUCAAGCCGUUACUUACCAUAUGGUCAAUGGACAAGAUAACGUCUCAAAUGUUCUCCAUUUGUGCAUACAUAACUAUUCUAAAACAUCAUUAUUUUUAAGUUUGCAGUCUGAAACCUAGAAAUAGGGCUCUUCUUUUCUGACAUAUAUCGCCAUCACAUCUACUUAGACGACAGCAAUGAGCUUAAGUAUCAAAGGAAGCGACAUCCUUAACCAGUGAAGUUAUUCAGUUUCUAGUAAGUGAGAAUUGUUGUACACGCUCAUUCUUUGUCAAUGAUAUAACUUAAUGAAAUUUCUGUUGCAUUUAGAUACAGUAUCUCCGUAAUAAAUAUAGCAAUUUACUCCUCCUUAAUAACGUAGUUUUAAAAGAAGAAGCUUGAGGGAAAAGAGAAUGAAAUUUAAAAACUGGUUGUCACACGAAUGUGGUUUAUGGGUCAGUUUAAGUCUAUGUUAUUUGUCAGAGACUUUUGACCACAAAAACGCAACAGAUAAACGUGUGAUUCUUACUGCUUUGCCAACUGAAGCUUCA
Molecule: messenger RNA, 1565 nt
Organism: Schistocerca serialis cubense
Lineage: Eukaryota; Metazoa; Arthropoda; Insecta; Orthoptera; Acrididae
Exons: 5
Coding region: 1-1038 (345 amino acids)
Source: RefSeq, a predicted model, not a curated record